Molecule: messenger RNA, 676 nt
Organism: Ectocarpus siliculosus
Lineage: Eukaryota; Phaeophyceae; Ectocarpales; Ectocarpaceae
Source: the annotation of a GenBank genome assembly
AUGGGUCGGAAGUGCGUCAGUUCGUGGUAUGAUACGUUUGCAAUUGCAAAAAAAAAGGGGGGGAUGAAGAGACCUCCCAGCACACUCAGACACUACAGAGAUUCAGAGCCAACCCAGAGAGAGACAGACAGCAGACAGACAGACAGACGCUAGGGCACGCUAGAGGACAUCAACCCAUAGGUAAGAGUUUCUGUGUGUGUGCGGUCAGGGAGGGAUUUUGGUGGUCUUGGUGACCCAGCCUAGCUCCAGACGAGGACGCGUGAGUUCAGACUGGAAACCUGACAGCGCAUCGUUUCAACCAUCGUACUUCAGUACGUAUACGACCACUCCGAGCUUUCCUGGCGCGAGCAGCGUGGUCUAACGGCAUGGGGCACAAGCACCACGCUUUUCCAAUGAUGGCUUGACGCUGCAAGUUCAAUCUCCGCUGGAGCUUGUACUUGACACGCGCUCGGUGGCGUUUUUUUUUUUUGUACCUGUGUGUCAUGAAACUACAUUUAGGUAGAUAACUUCCAGAGAACGUGGAACGGUCUGUAGAUACCGCUUGUACCUCCCACGCCUCCUCUCCCGCCUCCCCUCCUGCUAUCGGCUCGAGCUUUCCUCGUGCGUGGUGCGUGUCCACGUGUCUUUCUUUUUUUUUUGGGUCAAACGUCGCUUCUGUUGCACGUUUUCGCGAGAC